CUGAAGCAGGACCAAUGCAGCCUGCUCCUCCCAGGCUCCCUGCUGCCCCGCUUUAACGCCUGUCGAUCAUUCAUUCGCUGCGCAGCUGGAUUUGGAACGCAUUGAUGCAUUUGAAGCUGCAGAUUGUUUCCAAAGGCGUCAAGUCUACACCUCCAUCAUCUCCUGCAUUGCUUGCACUCGACAACAUCCAGCUCAAAGGCCUUGAACAACCAGAAGAGGAGCGCAUUGUCCGCUUAUAGCGAGCGCUGGGCAGUCAACAUCUCAAUCGAUUGAUGGUCCACCUCUUGCGACCAAGCUAGUUUGGCCUUCAAAUCUGAUCUUUGCCUCAUUGCCACUGGAGAUGCGCCUCAGCCAAAUUGCUUUUUCAGACAUAAGCUCCCCUUUGUAGACUUCCAAACAAAUUAGAGGCGGUAAUUCCCGCUCGCUUGACGCUGCAAGCCGGGCAACUCCCCGACUGUGGCCAGCGCCCCUCCACGUUCUGCACUGCAAAUCACGGAAACAAUUCAUUUUAUCAACACAGCUACCACCAAUCCAUCCCUUUGCCAGCCCAUAUCAAACCCAACAUCUUAUGGCUGGGGCCCACUGCUGAUCACCCAGCCAGCCAAAUUCAAAUGGCACGGAAAAAGCAGACCGCGGCAGGGCGCCCGAGGCCUGGGGCCGCGGUGUUGGCGGGGGCGGCCGCAGGAGCAGCGGCGGGGGCAGUGGCUGCAGCAGCUACUGUGGAUACGAGCAACAACAGGAGAAAAUCAGUCGGGGGCCCUAGUGGUCGGGGGGGUGCCCAAGCGGGGGGGGGCGCCGGUCGAGGGGCCGGAAGAGGGGGUCGAGGAGGCGGCGGCAGCGGCGGGGGGGGCGACGGAGGUGGCGCUGGAGGGGGCCGGGGCGCCAAGCCCUACCGAUUCAGGCCAGGAACGCAAGCUCUCCGGGAGAUCCGAAAGUACCAAAAGUCUACGGACCUGCUGAUUCGGAAGUUGCCGUUUGCGAGGCUGGUCCGGGAAAUCAGCAACAAGUUCACCAAGGAGGACUUCAGGUGGUCUGCGGAAGGCCUGCUGGCGCUGCAAGAGGCCACGGAGGACUUCCUGGUGCACUUGUUCGAGGACACUAACUUAUGCGCGAUCCACGCCAAGCGGGUCACCAUCAUGCCCAAGGACAUGCAGCUGGCGCGGCGCAUCCGCGGGGGCUACUCCGGGGGCCAGCCCUUUUAACCCCGAGGGGAAAAGGGGCGCCUUUUUCGCGAUCUUGCUGCGGGCAAAGCUCUGUCUUGGGGAGGUCCUCAAGCUGGGGGAACCUUCUGGGGGACCCGUUUUCGCCAGCGUCGUGUUUGUGGGCGGCACAAUAGAUUGUUGAGCCGCAAACGGCGUGUGUCUCUGUCAAAGUUUUUGCAGUUUUAAGCACCCUCCGAGCUGCGAGUCAGAUCGUUGCUGGAGAAGGUCUCUUGGGCCGGCCCCUGCAUCGGCCGGCCUGGGAAUCUGUCACCUCUACAAUGGUCGCAAACUGUGGCUUUUGCAAAAGGAUAAACGGGUGGCCUUUCAGAAUCUAGAAAUCCGGUCGAUCUAGAACCAGUCAGCACGACCCAUCGUACUCCGUGCCUCUUAAAGACAAUCAAUGAAGGGGCAAUCUGUUGCUGCUCCUUGUAGAUGGCUGUAGAGCCUGGUCACGUGCGCUUUCUCCAGAUGAACGAUGGCAGUGCGGCAGCAAUGAAAAGCUGCCAAGCAUUUGAACUUUUAAGGAGGCAGCGACGAUCAAUCGCAACUGAAAGAUCUAGAUGAUUCAAUGCACGUGCGGCACGUGUGCUUUGAUCUGCCG
Molecule: messenger RNA, 1803 nt
Organism: Klebsormidium nitens
Lineage: Eukaryota; Viridiplantae; Streptophyta; Klebsormidiophyceae; Klebsormidiales; Klebsormidiaceae
Source: the annotation of a GenBank genome assembly